AUGUCCACUUUCAGGGAUGCCUACUAUCGAUACGAUCCUACUGCCCCGCGGGGAAUGGGUCCACCGGGUAAUGCGGGAGGGCCAUACGCGCGGCAUCGGGCCCCACACCCGAUGCAGCAGCAACAGCCUCCUCCGCAAUCCCAGUACCCAUCGUAUCACCAGCCAGCCGGCACCGACUCAAUGUACUCGAUGCCAGACCACGGUGCGGCCGGGAUGGCCGGCAUGGGCGAUGUGGUGUGGGGGGCACAGCCACCUCCACCACCGCAACCCAAUCCGUACGCGUCACCGAUGCAAUACGGGCUACCGCAGGUUCCACCGCAAGGCCCAACGCAGCGACAAGCACCUACGGGGUAUCGACACAUGGGAGGCUAUCCGCAGCAGGAUCCGCAGAAGCUGCAAUAUCCGACGCAGCAAUCGAUGAUGGGUGGAAUGAUGCCCGGCCAGGGUUACGGUGCGUUAAGUCAACCCCAGCAACAACAGCAGCAGCAACAGCAGCAACCGACCCAACAGCAGCAACCGCAGCAGCAAGCUCAGCAGCAGCAGCGCGUGUCGCAGCAUUACCCGCAACCGGGCCACGCGAUGUACCCGGGAGCUCCGGGACCGACCCAAACCGGGUAUGGGGCUUACGGACCGGCUGCGGCAGCGGCGGCCAUGCAGCAACACGCCGCAGUACGGUCCGCGCACGUCUACAAUCAACACCAGCUUGAUCCUAGUGGUGGUUACGGGCAGCACCUCGGUGCCGGUGGUAGUCAGGUUCCCACAAGCCUGCACCAGCUCGGCACACCGCAGCAGCAGCAGCAGCAACCGACCGGUGGACCGGGAGGUCUAGCUCCGACGCAUCCGUCGCAGCAACCCUCCCACCUACCGCAACCGCAGCAACAGCAACUUCACCCUGGGCAGCUUGGUCAGCAGCAGACACACAGCAGCCAACCGCAGCACCAUCCGGGACUGGUAGCCAACCAGCAAGGGGGGCAGGGUCAACAACAGCAGCAUCCGGGCCUUGUGCACCCGGGGGCACAAGCGAAUCCUGCCGCUGCCGGCGGACUGCAUGGGCUGGGGGCGUUGGGUCAGCAACAACAGCAACCUGGCCCGGGUCCGGGACAUCACCCAAUGACGCAUCCGGGAGCGAUGCCCGGUGUAGUGCCAGGUGCCGGCGGCGGGGGUAGUGCCGGUGGUUACGGGGCUAGUGUCCCCCAGCAACAAUCGUACCUGCCGAAUGCUACCAAACCUCAACCGACUCAGCACGGUGGAAGUCCGCAGUAUCGGGCUCCUUUCCCUCAGCUCUCGCCGCAGAUGUCACCUCGCCCACCGCAGAUGUCUCCUCACACACAGAUGUCACCGCGUCCAGUAAUGUCACCGGCGAAACCUCCGGGACCUGGUGGUGUUGUAACAUCGCAAUCGCCGCAGGCAACGUCAACACACUCACCACACCCUCAUUUGGGUAGUGGCGCGGGAGGUGCCAGUGCUGGAUCCGUGGCGGGAGGCGGAGGGAUGCAGAGCCCAAGACCGCAGGUCAGUUCGAUGCCGGGCACCAAACUGACGACAGCCAGUUCGGGCGGCAGUGGUCCCGGUGCCGUCAACACGACGUUGCAAGCACUGGAACAGAUGGUAAUGCCACCGUCGGCUGCAACGGGUAUGGAGUACGCUCAGGCAGCCUAUCGGGGGCCACCGGGUCAUCAGCAGCAGAUGGCCAAUAACCCUUUGUCUCCACUGGGGCCACGAUUACCGAUGUCACCGCAACAUCAACACCAGCACCAGCAGUGGCCACCGAUGGCAGCAGUUCAACAGCAACAGCAGCAAAGGCCCGGCAGUGGAGGUAUCAACGGUAGUGCGCACCACGGUAUGCAAGGGUCAGGUCCACCGGGACCGGGAGGUCCGCAGCAACAGCAGCAUAUGCCCCCGAUGCACUCAGCACACGCCCCACAUCUUCACGGUCCGCAUGGACCGCCACCACCGCAUGCGCAGCAGAUCAGCCAACUGAACGACAUCUCGAGCUUGAUACCUCCCGUGUCGCAAACCACUAUGCCUGUGAUACCGUCCCCGGCGGCAACGGGGCCUGGGGGUCCGGGUGGCGUCCUGCAAUACGGCUCUCUGGACGAUAAGUCCGUACACGGUGUCGGUGUCGACCCGGUCACUUCGGUGGCCCAACCUGUACAUAGCCUUCACCAGCCGCACCUUUCGCAGCCCCACAGUCAAUCAACGGGUUCGCAGUCAGCGGCACAGCAACAACAGCAGCCUUCUCAGCAACUGUCAUCGCUACAGCAGCAGAUGCAGCAGCAAGCAGCGAUGCUCACGCAACUUCAGCCCGGAUCUCACCUUGCCUCGCCGCAGCAUCACGCUGGGCCCGGUCAGCAUCCGCAAUCGGCUAUGCAGGCUCAGCAGCAACAGCACCAGCAGCAACACCACGCUUCUCUAGCGUCCAUGCAAACAGCGAGUGGUGGAAGCGGCGGUCACGUCAGCCUAUCACAUUCGAUCUCGCAGCAACUCCACUCACCGUCAUUUAAUGACGAUUUGCUGAUGUCGCCAAGCGGCCCUAAUCAGCACCUGCAAGCGGUGAACAACAUUUCCCAACAAUCGCAGCAGCAACAGCAGCAGCAGCUACAUCAACCAAAACAGCAACAGUCAUCGAUGAACGAUCUCCCAUCGAUGCAUGGUAGCGCUUCUCUGGAACAGCACCAGGCCCACCAGCAACAUCAGCAGCACCAGCAGCAAUCGAUUGUCGAACUGCCACCAAUAUCGUCUAUAACUGAUCAGCAACAACAGCAACAUCUGCAUCAUCACCAUUUGCACCAUCACCAUCAGCAGCAUCAACAUCAUCACCAUCACCAUCAACAGCAACAACAGCAGCAGCAACAGCAACAGCAACAGCAGCAACAACAGCAGCAGCAGCAGCAGCAACAGCAACAGCAACAACAGCAACAACAGCAGCAGCAGCAGCAGCAGCAGCAGCAGCAGCAACAGCAACAUCAAUCGCAACAUCAAUCGCAACAUCAUUCCUCAAGUGGAUUGAUUGAGCAACAGGAACCACAUCAUCAGCAGCAGCAUCAGCAACAACAACAAAUGCAACAGCAUCAACAUCAUCACCAUCAACAGGCACAGCAUCAGCAGCAGCAUCAGCAACAGCAGCAACAUCAUCAGCAGGUGCCUCCUACGUCCGACUUUAGCCUGAUCGAUAGCUUAGCAUCGAGCAAUGCGAAUGAGGCUCCGCCAAGCUUGAAUCAGACGUUGAGCACAGGCAGCACGGCGUCCGUUUAUUCACACGAAACCCUAACGCCACUGGCGGAGGUCGUAGACCCUCGUCAGCAGCAGCAACAACAGCAACAACAACAGCAGCAGCAGCAGUCAGUGUCUGCCGAGCAGACCGGUAGCAGUAGCAACGAGGAAUCUCGCGACAGCAUCGUCCCUGCUCCAGCUGAAUCCAACACGGACGAUACGAAGUCAUCUAGUUCGAGUUCGUUAAUGGCUGGUACGGACUUUGAGGCUUUGCAUCAGCAGCAACAACAACAGCAUGCCACUGCUGCCGGUUUACUGCUGGGGCAAGACAACAAUCUCGGCGGUCUAGACGAGCCAAUGAAAGACCCGUCGGCCACCGCUGCCAACCUGAUUGACGGAGGUGCUACACUUUUGGAAGAACAUCACCAACAUUCAGAUGGAAACAAUCUGUUGGCGAACGAAACCUCCUCGAUGCUGGAACAGCAGUUAGGGGAGUCGAUAUCGAACGAACCAUCGGCCGGAGGGGGUCCUCUCACGUCUUUGACGGAUCUGCAGGCACCGGAAGUGACGACCGCAAGUAAAAGUCCCGAUCAGACCACAGUUGUACCGACGUCGACGACGGCAGUAAACGACACGACAAUAUUGCCAGGUGGUGAACCAUCAAUAUCGACCAGUACCGUGUCUGCCACGGGAACGACUUUGGCGGGAGCUGCUGGUCCACAGCUGCACUCCCAUCCAACGUACACACAAACGUUGAUCGGUCAAGCAGGUCCGACGGCGGGGGGUCUUUAUGGAAUGCAUCCAACUUCGGGUGGAACGAUGGUGCACGUUGGUGCUCAAAAUGCGCAAGCACAACAACCACAGACCGGAACUGCCGCGGCUGUUGCUACAACAGGUGUCCCGCCAGCAAUGCACGGCAUGCAAACGGGAGCGCCCGAUGGUAUGAUGUUGGUGCCCCCGCCGCCCUAUCAAACGCCGCUGUCGCACGCUCAAGAGCGGGCCGCUAUUCAGCAGCAGAUGCAGGACAUGUACAAGCUACCGAUAGCCGACAAUCAGGAGAAGAUGAUGCGCCUCCAGGAACGUAUGGCAAUGUUGCAGCAGCAUGAAACGACCGACGGAUGUCAGGGCUUGGGGCCUCAACCGUGCCUACUGAUGCAAAGUCAUCCGCUUUACCCGCAAACAACGGCCCUCGGUGUGGCGGCUCCUGUUUCUGCGGCCGCCGCAGCGGCGGCUGCGGCAGCUGCUGCGCAAGCCAUGAUCGACAGUCCGCAGGUAACGAGCACGACAGGUCGUGGACGGGCCCGAGCACCCUCCAGCAAACCGCGCAAAUCUCGUGCGAAAAAGUCAGCAGAGAAACAGACCGCGCAACAGGAGGCGGCUGUGGCUGGCACCACAACUCCUGUGCUGCUGCCUGGGCUUGUUGGCGGAAUCACCUCGGGCGAUGAGGCUUCGCAACCGAAUGCACCACUGGCCACAACGCUGUUACCGGUAUCGGAAGAUUCCGUAACGGCGGGAACGGGCUUACCAGAGGUUAGCUCCGAUGGGUUCCACGAACUAGCACUAGAAGGUAGUGGCGUUGGGAUUAAUGCAGCAGGUGAUCUCUCCCAAGACAAUUUGUCGUGUAGUGCGGGCGAUCUCGACACAUCAACUGAUGCGUGCGGAAAGAAGAUCAAAAAACGACGCAAACCUCGCGAAUCGAAAAAACCGGCAAAAGCUAGUGUGGUGAAGGAUUCUCCGGCAAAGAAGGAAAGUAAAUCGAAGAAGAGUUCGAAGAAAAAGAGCAAGAGUAGUCGGAAAACCACCACCAAUGCUGCGAGCGACGGUGAGAAUUCGUUGUCGAUGGAUGAUACCGCGGAUGGUGCUAGCAUGACGCUUGCCGAGGCUGGUGAUCAUGAGCAAUCGAAAACGUCCGCCACUGGAAUGGCCAGCGAGAACGAGGAGAAUCAGUCGUUGGCCUCAUUAAUGCAUUCACAAAUCACAAAUGAGAUUGAGCAAAGCACUGUCUCUGAGAAUGUGGCAUUCGAGGGCGCACCAGACGACACGAAAGAGUCAUUGACAAUGAUGACCGAAGCGAGGAAACUGCAGACGGCCGUCGAAUCGGCGGAAGGAGCAGAGUGUCCUACAGGUGAUGUUCCAUCGUCUGCAACUGAGGGUGUUUUCGGGGUGAAAGAAAAUCUCACUGCUGAUGUUCCAGCCGAAGGCACAUCCGGUGCAAAAACUGAAGACGUCGUUGGUGAUGACCAGUCGAAGGGAGCGAUUACUACGACAACGGAGGAACUUUCCGAAGGUGGUGAUAGCACCAUGAUAGAGGCGGCCACUAAAACGGAAGAUGUCACCGAUUUUGACGACAUCCCCGUAUCGAAAAUACCCAACAAUAAGCAUCCGACCGCUGCACAGGAAGAGGAGGAUAAGAAAGAACACGAUGAGAGUGUAAGCGGAGAGACGGAAACGCCCAGCAAGAGCAAGAAAAAGAGCAGCAGCAGUAGCAAACGCAAGGAGGGUGGCGAAGGAGGUGGUAGCAGCAAAAAUCGUAAUCGUCCUAGCGGUGGCGGUGGGGGUGGCGGGUCUUCGUCACGUCGAAGCGGUGGUAAAUCUGGCAGCUCGAAGAGUCGAUCGCGUCGCAGUCGAAUGAUUGUCACCGAGUCCGAUGGGGAAGGGGACGACCUGUUAAGCACACCGCCUCCGUCUCCGCCGCCUGACAUGGACGCCGACAGUUCCAAGAGACGCUCGGCUCGUAACACACAGCGCAAAAAGUACGUCGAUGACGUUAUGUUGCGUUUCUCAGACGACGAAUCGGGACUCAUGUCACCGACACCAACUUCAAGUGGUGGGCGAAAGGAUCGACGGUCGGAAGGAGCGCUCGAACGGAAGGACGUUAGUGCUGUGGACGGUGUUGUUGUUGAGGGUGCAGCUGGCACAGUUGGCUUGGAUGGUUCCGUGGUUGGCAGUGGUGAUACUAGUGGUGGCACCGCCGGAUCGUUGGGUUUAGCCGGUGAAGGAGACGAUAAGGUUAGCACUUCGGAUGUAGCGAAAGUCGCUUUGCAAGAUGCAAGUGGCGAAGUCAAAUUGGACGAAGCUAACAAACCUAACUACGUGUAUGUCAACACCUCGGAGGAAGAUUCCAUGGUCGUCCAGCUAGUGCUGGCCGUACGAAGGGGAAGGCGCGAGCUUAAACCGGAACCUCCACCACGGCCUCCAAAAGAAAAAACGCCUGAUCUGGAAGCGAGCGAAGUGAGGUUGAAGAACGAACGCAAGGAGGGUGAUAAAGAGGACGAUACGGAGGCUAGUGGCCCUGAUGCAGUAGUUAAAGUAGAAUCCGACAAAGUGGAAGGUGAAAAGCAUGACACUGCAGAAGACGUUGAUGGCACGAUGGGCGAAGAACAGAAAACGCAUGAAGCCACGUUGCCAACGAAAUCAACCGAGAAUGAAGGUGAAGUGAAGAAACUCUUGGAAGCCGAAGAAACUCUUGGAGAAUCUGCUGUCUUGGAAAAGGUUACUUCAGUCGAUCUGGUUGAUGAAAAGAUGGAAACGGAUGUGCCCGAAAAGAGCAAGGAUGAAACAGCGAUGGAAUUGGAAGUGAAACAAACAGAUACGGAACUACUCUCAAAAGAUGGGGAGCAGGAAAAGCAGUCAGAACCUAUGGAAACGGAUGCAGAAGAAAAUUCCACGUUCAAACCAGUUGAGUCAACCGAAGCGAAGGAGGACGAAACGGGGAACAUUGGUGAUAGCACUGAACCUCAAAAGGCAGAAAGCGAUGAACGCACUUCUGUUGAAAAAUCGGAUGCUGUUCAAAAGAUAGAAGUAGACAAGGAUCCGGACACUAAGCAAACUAACGAUGCAACCACAGAAUCCCCGACAGCAUUGGUGAAGAAAGAAGAGGGCGAUUCUGCCGAAGUGAUCACGAUGCCUCCGGUUGACACGACAGAGCUAAAGAAAGAAGCUGGCGAGCCGCAGGAAGAGGAAAAGAAGCCUGAACCGGUGUACAUAGACGUGGAGGAGUACUUUGUAAAGUAUCGCAACUUUUCCUAUCUGCACUGUGAGUGGCGCACCGAAGACGAGUUGUUCAAGGGCGAUAAGCGGGUCGGCAACAAGAUCAAGCGCUUUCUGAUGAAACAACAGCAGCAGCUGAACAUCUUCGAAAGUCUAGACGAAGAGUCGUUUAAUCCGGACUUUGUCGAGGUUGACCGUGUACUGGACGUGUCGGAGUUAACGGACGAUGAGGGAAAGUCCGUGAAACACUAUCUUGUCAAGUGGAAGAGCUUACCGUACGAGGACAGCACUUGGGAGUUGGAGGACGACGUGGAUCAGCCGAAGAUCGAGCAGUACCACAAGUUCAACAAAAUUCCACCAAAGAGUGAGUGGAAAACCAAGAAGCGACCCCACCCGGACCAGUGGAAGGCUCUGCCCGAGUCACCGAUUUUCAAGGCUGGCAACAAGCUUCGUCCCUACCAGCUGGAGGGUUUGAACUGGUUGCGUUACUCGUGGUACAAGGGUAACAACUGCAUCCUGGCCGACGAGAUGGGACUGGGAAAGACGAUUCAGAGCUUAACGUUCGUUAACUCGGUGUACGAGUACGGUAUCCGAGGCCCGUUUCUGGUCAUUGCUCCGCUGUCAACCAUACCGAACUGGCAACGAGAGUUCGAGGGCUGGACGGACAUGAAUGUGAUCGUGUAUCACGGGUCGGCGACGAGCCGGCAGAUGAUCCAAGACUACGAAGUGUACUAUCGUACUGAAACGGGCAAGUUGAUUCGCGACAUCACAAAGUUUAACGUACUCAUCACCACGUUCGAAAUGAUCGUGACCGAUUAUCAAGACUUGAAAAACUUCACUUGGCGAACGUGCGUCAUCGAUGAGGCGCAUCGUUUGAAGAACCGAAACUGUAAGUUGCUCGAGGGUUUACGUCAGCUGAAUCUUGAACAUCGUGUGCUCCUGUCUGGCACGCCGCUCCAAAACAAUGUGAACGAACUGUUUUCACUGCUCAACUUCCUUGAACCAAGCCAGUUCGCGUGCAGCGAGGAUUUCCUGCGCGAGUUCGGCAGUCUCAAGACGGAGAGUGAAGUGCUGAAGCUGCAGGCUCUGCUGAAACCUAUGAUGCUGCGACGGUUGAAGGACGACGUGGAGAAGUCGCUCGCUCCAAAGGAGGAGACUAUUGUUGAAGUAGAGCUGACCAACAUCCAGAAGAAAUACUAUCGUGGUAUUCUCGAGCAGAACUUUUCUUUUCUCAUGAAAGGCACAACUUCGGCCAACAUACCGAAUUUAAUGAACACCGUGAUGGAGUUGCGCAAGUGCUGCAUCCAUCCGUAUCUGCUGAAUGGCGCAGAGGAUCAGAUUCAAUACGACUACCGGCAGCAGCAUGGUGAAGAUGCCGAAGCAUACUACAAAAAUUUGAUCGUGUCCUCCGGCAAGAUGGUGUUGAUUGAUAAGCUUCUCCCGAAACUGAGAGCGAACGGACACCGCGUGCUAAUCUUUAGCCAAAUGGUGCGCUGUCUGGACAUUCUAGAGGACUACCUGAUGUACAAGAAGUAUCCGUUCGAGCGAAUCGAUGGCCGAAUUCGUGGUAACUUGCGCCAGGCUGCCAUCGAUCGCUACUCCAAGCCGGACUCGGAUCGGUUCGUCUUCCUGCUUUGUACCAAAGCGGGUGGAUUGGGCAUUAAUUUGACGGCCGCUGACACGGUGAUUAUCUACGAUAGUGACUGGAACCCACAGAAUGACCUGCAAGCGCAGGCACGGUGCCAUCGUAUCGGUCAGCAGAAGAUGGUGAAAAUCUAUCGAUUGCUUUGUCGCAACACGUACGAGCGCGAAAUGUUCGAUAAGGCAUCACUGAAGCUGGGUCUUGAUAAGGCCGUCCUGCAAAGUAUGAACACUGGGCAAAACAAGGACGGCACGCAGCGUCAACUUUCGAAAAAAGAGAUCGAAGAUCUGCUCAAGAAGGGAGCCUACGGUGCGGUGAUGGACGAUGACGCAGGGGAUAAGUUUUGCGAAGAGGAUAUCGACUCGAUCUUGUUGCGCAGAACGCAGGUGAUCACGAUGGAAAGCGAGAAAGGUUCGACUUUCUCGAAGGCAUCGUUCGCCGCGGCGGCCAACCGGAGCGACAUCAACAUUGACGAUCCGGACUUUUGGAACAAAUGGGCCAAAAGGGCGGAGAUUGAUCCGACCGCUUGCGAGAAGGAUGAAACUGAAGAUCUGGUAAUAGCGGAACCUCGUAGACGGACGCAAAUCAAGCGGUAUGGUCAUGACGAUGUGCCGAUGGACAUUUCGGACGAGUCGUCUGGUGAGCAGGGUACGGAUGGUGAAGAAGGUGGUGGCGGUCUAAAGACGCGCAGCAAGCGGACGCGUGGCGCCAAGGAGAAGAAAAAGUUGCAGCAAUUGCAGCACGACGAUUAUGUGCCACGUGAUCGGGAAACGCUCGCGGUGUUGGGCGCCGAUGAAGUUUCGUACGGCAAUUGGGCGAGGUCGGAGUGCUUCAAGGUCGAAAAGGGACUACUGUCACACGGCUGGGCACGAUGGACAGAAAUUCUCGAGCUAGGACAGUUCAAGCGCGGUUGGCGAGAGCAGGACGUUGAAGAUUGUGCCCGGGUCAUUCUACUCUACUGUUUGGAGCGCUAUCAGGGUGAUGAAAAAAUUAAAAACUUCAUCUGGGACCUGAUAACACCGAACGAGGGCGGUGAACAGCGAGAAAUUGCCCGCAACCACAGUGGCUUGCACAAUUUGGUCCCCCGAGGUCGAAACGCUAAAGGGCGGAAAUCAACGUCGGGUUCAACGUCUGCCUGCAAUACACCGAAACGAGAAUCGAGUGCGACCGGCGGUGGUGGCAACGGUAGUGGAUCGGGAACAGCAACACCGGGUCCCACUACUCCGCAAUCAACUUGCCCGACAACGGCGUCGAUUGGUUCUGUAUCUGUUGGCAUAGGAAGCAGCAGCGGAGCCGGUGAAGCAAACGAGGACGCUUCGUCCAACUCUUCCGGUCCGAAGGGCGAAAAGUCGGCCAAAUCCGGAUCCGAUACUGGGGGCACCAAUACACCGACGUCCGAUCCGCAUCACUGGAGCAAAGACGAGAAAUACGACGCGGACGCCCUGCUCGACAUAAACUACAAGAAGCACCUUACCAGACACGCUAACAAAGUACUGCUACGUGUUCGCAUGCUGUACUACAUCAAGCACGAAGUUCUUGGAGACUUGGUUAACCAAAUCAAUGAUGGCGCUAACGCAAGUGAUCUCCCAAUUCGGCCACCGCCUACGCCCGAUCAGCUGCCGUGCUCAUGGUGGAAUCCAAAUUGUUGCGAUCGAAGUUUGUUGGUGGGAACGUACAAGCUUGGCUGCGAAAACUACCGCGGGAUGCGAGCGGAUCCGAUGCUCUGCUUCCAGAGCCACUGUGGUCCCGGUGAUGGCACCAUCGAAGAGACAGCGAUUGUUAAAGAAACGGAUGACGAUGCAAACUCCAAACAGGGAGACAAUGAGGACGAUCCGGAGGAUGGUGUUCCGUCAGAGAUGAGAUCGGCCUCGGUUGGCAUCGAUUCAAAGGAUGAUGAUGAAGAAUCCACAGCGGGUACGACUAGCGCACCAACACCGGCACCCUCCGACUCGAACCUGGAGAACAUGGCCUGGCCAACGAUGCAGGAUCUGAACACGAGGCUGCGACGAGUGAUCACGUCCUAUCAACGCAACUACAAGAAAGAGGAACUCAAGCAACAACAGAAGGCCAAGCUACAGUCGAUAAUCCCACCAGCGGGUACACCGACACUGUCCGGGCAGUCAUCCUCUUCACCUUCGACUCCUUCAACUACGCCUGGUCCAAUGAUUGUCACAACCACAUCACAACAACAACCCCAACAGCAACAGCAGCAAGGACAGCAGCAAGCGCAAAUGGGACAAGUCGUCGGUGGUCAGGGAGGAAACGCAAUGGGCCUGACACAUUCCGUUCCCGGCAGCGCUGGUGUGUACGGAUCUUCCAGCGGCGGUAUUGGUCACCCGUCAGUCGGUGGCGGUUCGGUCGGUAAGGGAGUGCAGCAGCAACAGUUGCAACCACAACCAUCAACGAGCGGCGUUGGAAGUGGAGGCCUUGGGGGCCUGCAGGCACCCACCUCCGGAAUGCCAACGGCAGCCGAUUUCAGUCUUAUGCUCAGUCUUGGACUGGGCCUAAAUCCGGCCGACCCGAACCAGCUGGCGAACAUAGAUCUGCAGAAGCUUGCAAUGUACUUGAAAAUGGAACGGCGUGAAAAGAAUGAGCAAGUUAUGCGUGAACGGGAGCGCGUUCGGUUGGAGCAGAUACCGAAGAAGUGGACACGGCGCGAAGAAAAUGAGUUCAUUCGCGUGCUCACCGGUUACGGCAUCGACCUGCAGCCUAACACGGCCGUCCCCACACCCGAUUGGAGUCGAUUCAAAGUGUUUGCCAAGUUGGAUAAGAAAACGGACGAAAAUCUGAGCGAUUUCUACAAAGUGUUCAUCGCGAUGUGUAAACGCCAGGCGUGCGUUAAGCUGAACGAUGACGAGAAGGGUCUCGAUGGGCUGGUCGAUGAUGUAACAGAGGAUCAUGCAAAGCUGAUUCUCGACCGGCUGGAGCUGUUGUCCAAGGCGAGGCAAAUCAUCAAACACCCGAAGCUGGAGGAAAACAUCCGGCUAUGCGAAAACAAUCUCGACACGCCCGACUGGUGGAUCCCGGGUCGGCACGAUCGGGAGUUGCUGCGUGCCGUUUUGAAGUACGGUAUCUAUCGCUCUGAGCAGCUGAUUCUAGCCGAUCCCGAGUUUCCUUUCUACGAAUCGGCAAGGAAGUACCUGCAGCAGCUGGAAAUGCAAAUUCAACUGCAAAAUCAACAUCUCAUGAAGAUGCAGGCAGAAGCAACAGCCAAGGCGGAAGCGGCCGCCAAGGCCGCUUCAGCUGCUUCGUCCAAAAGUGCGUCGCCUGAAAAAAGCACCACUGCCGCCUCCUUGCCGAUUGCCGCAAAGACGGUGAAACAGGAGAAAGAAGCAACAUCGACCGUUGUUUCGGUUGAAGAGGGAAAGGAUGUUGGUAAAGAUGUUACUACUAAAGCAGAAGUGGUUUCCCCAGUGAAGGAAGAACAUACUGCCGAGCUUUCUGCGGAAGAGGUGAGCGUAGAUCUGAACAAGAAGACUGCCUCUGCUGUUUUGGAAAAAGAUGGCAAAGACGAGGAAAGUGCACGAGAUGCCGAAAGCACAAGAAAAUCUCCGGAAAAAGUUACAGAGGAACCUCUGGCAGAUGAGAAUGUUGAACAGGAAUCUUCCGAGGGGCACGAGCAGGCACCGAUUGAAAAGUCAGAUUGUGAAAAGAUGUCGCCAGAGAAGGAGACAACAAUCGACGAAGCAUCUUCGGCCAAGGAAGUAUCUUCGGAAAAGCAGCUAACUGAGAAAGAGAAUGCUGGUGACGAAAACAAUCUCCCCUCGAAGGACCUUUCUGAGAAAUUGAUGGUUGUCGAUUCCAUUGUCGCCGGUGAUGUCGAGCCGGUAAAAGAUGCAGAGAUGGCGGAAGAUGGCAAGGAGUCACUCACCGAAGAGAAAUCGCAAGAAAAGUUAGUGGAUGAUACGGUUAGUGAUGCUGUUACUGUCUCCACCGACGAGGAGCAUAAGACCGAUGGUCCCGAGAAAAUGGCUGUUGAGCUGCCGAAUUCCUCGGAAGAAACCCCCGACAUGCCGGAUGCAGUGAGCACGGAAGAAAAAAUCAGUAUAGAUGGCGAAAAGGACGAAUCGGUCUCUACUGAAUCGGAAGUAAAACCCUCAGACACUGAAGCGGUAAAAGAAGUGGAAAUGGAAAGUACAACGAUUGACCCGAGCUUUAGUGAUGAUUCGAAGACCGAGAUGAAAGAGAAGGAAGAUGACAAAAUGGACACCAACGAAGAGGAGCCGAAUCUUGCUUCGAAGCCAUCAGUCGAUGGACGCAGAACACCCUCCGUCGAGAAGGAAUUGCGCAUGGAAGUAGACGAACCGACAGGAGACGAGGCUAAGGACGGCGAAACAGCAGACAAAGAAGGUGAUCUGGUAGAAGAUGCAGCCGUUGCCAACCGGGACACUAUCGCCGAAAACACUGCUAAAGGUGCACAUGAUGAAAAGAAAUCGGCGACGGAACCAUCCGCAGAAUUGACCCCUACCGAUGCUGUAUGUUCGGAAGAUGUUUCUAAAGCAAAGGAGGAGACUGAGGAACACAUAGCAUCUACUGAGACUGUCAAAGCGGAAUCUGUGGAAGAGCCAAGGCCAAAGGCGAACGAGGAGGAGCAUGGUUCGGAAGUGGAAACCUCAACCGUAGUUGCAGUCAACCAGGAAGCACCUAGCGCUUCGUCUCCCACUAAAGUACAUGAAACGAUAGCCAGUAGUGAUCCGGAAACAAAGAAUGAAGCAGAUUCUGCUGCUUCCGGACUGGUCGACGAGAACACUACGGCUGUGGCUGCUGCUGCGGCUGCACCUGCACCUGCACCUGCACCUGAAGAAUCCACGGUUGGUACUACGGAAAAGGAGCCGGUCAGUGAAGUGGCGCCAAUGGUUAUGGGUGAAGAAAAAUUCAUCGUCAGUAGUGACGAUACGGAAAAAGUGUCGCCGGUCAUUGUAAACUGCGAAGAGACAGCGAAAUCGAAAGCAGCGCCAGAAAGGUCACCAUCUCCCGAUGUUAUCAUCGUGGAGGAGAAGAAGUCGGUCGAGGCGAAACCAGCGGUCGUGAACUUGGUGUCUGAGGAGGAGCGCUGCUCGAAGCAGGCUGCAGAAUUGAAGGCUCGUUUCCCGGAUCUGGAGGUAUUUCAACCGUUGAUGAAGCUGAAGCAGCUCGACAGCAGUCUCACCAAAGAGGAUCUGAAAAACAUGAGCAAAUUUGCCAGCAUGAUCGAUACGUCGAUGAUCGUGAAAUGGUUCCGCGAUUUUGCGCUCGAACGUCGCGUUGGGCACAUUAUUUAUUGCGUUGAGCAGGGUGAGUGGCCGGUCGGCAAAUCGUACUCAGCGUACACUGGAUGCCUUGGCAUCGAUCUGGAUAUUCCGCUAUACGAGACGAUCAAGCGCAUUAUUCCGAUGAACGACGAUAUGCUGCGUCGGUCGGCGUCCAGCACACCGGACGUGAUAACGAUCACGACCGAUCAUCAAAAUGCGAAGCAGAUCAGCCAGGCUGCGGCGCUUGGUCAGCACUCGGCCACCGGUGGUUCCUCUGCCGGUGGUGGAAUGCUGAUGGGAUCCGGGAACAGUUCCUCGAUCGGAGCUACUGGUAGCGGAUCGCAGUCGAUGAAUCAGAGCAUGGCGGUGGCAGCAGCAGCAGCUCAUGCAGCGGCAGCGGUAGCGGCCGGAGUCGGUGUGACGAUGCCACCGACAAGUAAGAAACGCAAGCGACACAUUGCUAUCGAUGUUGAAACCGAGCGAGCGAAAUUGCAUGCGCUGCUGAAUAAUACACAAAGCCCAGUUCCGAAUUCAAAGUCACAACCGUCACACUCGUCGAGCAACAGUGGCGGCGGUAUCCAAUGGAACGACGAGGACGUGCAGGAGAUUCGAAGCAACGCACGGGGUGGCAGUGGUAGCAGUACGAAUUCGAACGUGCUGCAACCACCACCGGCCCAUCAGCAUGCUCCGCGAAACCAAAUGUCCUACCCGAAACCGACGCUUAUUCCCGGAACGUCGAGCACGCUAACCCCGAUCGAUUUAUCUUCCAGUUACAGUCUGCCAAAGGUUAAUAUUGCAGAAAUGAUCAAGAACAGCAGUGUAGCUGCGGGUGCCGGUGCUGGCGGCCCGAUGGAUCUUAGUGAGGUGCAGGACUUUUCCAUUGGAAAGAAUAAAAAGUCCUCCAACAGCCAGCAGCAGCAUCUGCCGAGUGGUAUUAGUAUAACCAGUGCCUCAGGACCGGCAGGCAUGAUGCAGUCCCCGUCGGCUGCCGUGGCAGCGGCGGCCGCCGCUGGUAAGGGUAAACUGAACGACAUGCUGUCGAAGCUAAUGAAGAAGAAUAACGUUAGCGUGCCGAUUGAAGAACCGCCACUGGGCAAAGAAAAGAAACGCCGAAAAUUGGACGAGAUCGUGCUCGGCCUGUCGGCGGCCAAGGAACACAAGACGAUCUUUGGUGAUCCGACACCACCGGGUGGCAGCUUUUCAGGAAGCUCGAUGAAGAAACCUCAGAUUCCGCCGAGCGUCUCGGUGACCCCGGCUAGUGCACCGUCUUCGGUGAGCCAACAGCCACCACAGAAACCUUUCACCAUCACCGUCACGAGCGUUCCAGGCAAUCCCAAAAAUCAGGGGGCGGGUGGUUCUAAUUCGUCUUCGAGCAGCAACGCAAACAGUAAUGCCGCCGUAGCUGCCAGCAUGCAGGCGGCCCUACAGGGAAUGUCGGGUAUGUCGUCGAAGGACAGUCUGAACGCCCUGUUCGCUCAGGCGGCACAAGUCGAACAGCAACAAUUUUUGAAGCAACAGCAGAAACUCAUCCAGUCUAUGCCAGCUAACUCACCACAGCGCAAAGCGUACGAAGCCAUGUUUGCCGAAAUGAAGCAGGCGGCCGAAUUGAGCUCCAAACUGGGCCAAUAUGGCAGUGCGCACGACGCGAAGGUAAACAAGUGGCUCGCGGAGCAGACGGCCGCUCUGACGGAGCAGGCCAUGGGAAUGGAUUAUCUGUCUCGAUCGCGAUCGCGCGGCGGAUCGUCUUCUUCGCAAGGCGGGUCGAGUUCACGAUCGACGCGGGGUUCCGCGAACAGUAUGCAACAGCAGCAACAACAACACCACCACCAACAGCAGCAGCAGCAGCAUCAGCAACAACAGCAGCAGCAGCAGCAGCAAGCCGAAAACAAUGCGAUGGCCUUCAACUGGAAAAAUCUAACCGGCGACGAGUACGUUGCAGUGAUCAACAAAAUCAAUGGCAAGCGAUUGACGGGCAACAAAGCGCCGCAGUUGAAGCGGCUAACUCAGUGGCUAGCGGAUAAUCCGGCCUACGAAAUCGAUCCGAAAUGGGCCGAGUCGAUCACCCUUCCGGGGCCUUCUUCAGCGAUGUCAAAGGGAACGAUGGGGGACGGCGGUGGUCAGGGUGGUUCGUCAUCAUCAUCGGCCAAGCAGAUGCGUUCGCAGAAUGCAGCCGCCGCCUCCGCAGCUAGUCAGUACGGCAGCGGAAGUGGUGGCGGCGGAAGCGGUGGUCAACAAUCGUCCUCCGGCUCGACUUCUUCGUCGUCGAAGAAACACUCGCAAAGCAGUAGCAAUGCAGCAGCGGCUGCGGCGGCCGCAGCCGCCGCCAGUAUGCAGUUCCCUGGGCUUGCCGGGUUGAAUGCGAACCUUCUGUCUAGCAUACCGGGACUCGGAAGCUUUGACCCGAAGAACAAUCCACUGCUUAUGCCAUUCGGUGGCAUGCCAGGCUUGGCCGGUCUCGGUGGUCUGGGAAAUCUCAACAACAUGAAUCUCUUCUCGAAUCUGGCCGGUCUGGGAGGGCUGUCGGCCGGCAUGGAUGCGCAAAGUUUGGCUGCCAUGAUGGCCGCCGCCGGUCUGGAUCCGGCCGCCGCACUCGGGGCAGCGGCUGCCGCAGCAUCGUCCGGCGGAACGCCCACGAAAGGUGGUGGUGGCGGAGGGAAAUCGCGAAAAUCAUCUUCCGCCGUCAACGAUGGAGCUGGAACCUCGUCAUCAUCCGGCUCUGGCCAACAAGGUUCAUCGAAAGGCCAAAGCUCCUCACAACAGCAGCAGGCAGCGGCAGCGGCAGCAGCAGCCGCCGCCGCGGCCAACAGCCAAUUCCCGUUCUUCUUCCCCAACCCGAGCCUGCUCUACACACCCCUGGGCCUGGGGGGAUUGAAUCCUUACGGUUUGCCCGGUGCUGGCGGACUGGGAACGAGCGGAAGCACGACGGGUACGUCUUCCUCGACGACGACCUCGCGGCAAUCGCAAUCUGGGAAACAGAAUUCCCGCGGCGGUGCUGGCGGAGGAAUGGGCGGUUCAGGCGGUUCUUCGCAAUCGACCGGUUCGCCAGGCGGAGGCGGAAAGGGACGUUCGUCGGGAUUAAGCCAACAGCAAGCAGCUGCUGCAGCGGCAGCCGCCCACCAGCAGGCUGCACGGGAAGCGGCCCAGCUCCAGCAGCUGCUGCUCCCGCACGACACACACCUUCUCGAGUCGUUGACGCGUUCGGCUGGACUGGAUAUUUCCGCCGCAUCCCAGGCCAGUCCCGGCAGCGGAGGCGGAGGAUCCGGUGGAGGAAGUGGCGGUGGCCGAGGCGGGGGUGGAUCGAGUGCGGCCGAGAAGCAGCGAGCACGCGAAAGUGCCGCCGCACAACAAGCCAACAAACAGGCCCUCGAGAAGCUUGAACGGGAACGGCGCAAGAUCCUUGAAACGCUCACUGCAGGCGGAUUUCCGACCGAUCUGGCCGCCAUGCAGGCGUUUGCAACGGGAAAACUGCCGUCCACUGGCUCAUCGCAUUCGUCGAAGGGUGGGGGCAGCAGUAGCAGCAGCUCGUCGCAGGCCCAAGCAGCGGCCGCAGCUGCUGCAAUGGCGGCAAUGUCCGCGAAGGAUCUUCCACUUCCGAUACCGCCCGAGUUCAGCCAAGCGUUAUUCGCCGGCAUGGCAGCCCACGCUUUGUCCGCGUCGGGUGCCUCAGGAACGGGCACGGGAAGCAGUGGGCGCUCGUCGUCCCCUUCGGCCGCCAAGAAGGCGCGCGACCAAGACCUCAAGGAUGCGUUUGAGCAGUUGAGCAAAAAUCCGAUCGAACUGUUGGCACGAAGUCUCGGCGUUGGGCCGGCAAUCUCGCUCAUUCCGACGUCAUCGUCGAGUUCGUCGACACCUUCGCCGUCGGAGUCGAAGCGCGCUCGACACGAGGCAGCCCAGCUGCAGCAUCAUCUAUCGAAACUCGAUCCGAAGACUUUGCUGCUCGGAGGCUCCGGAGCACCGGAAGAACUGAAGUCGUCACCACGCUCGAGUCGCUCGAGUGGCGCCACCGAAUCGUCGUCUACGUUACUUGGUCUGGACAAGGUAACUCUGACGCCCGUGGCUGCCGCAAGCAUUGCUGCGUCGCUACCGUCUCAGACCACCAUCUCACUAGCACCCUCUCCGUUACCCGGCGGCGGGUCUUCAUCAUCGCUUAAUCUGAGCUCCAAGAGUCCGGCUUGCCUUUCGAGUUCAUCCUCAUCUAGUGGCAACUUGGAGCGGGAGUUACGCGAGCGCGAACGGGAACAUCAACGGGAGCGCGAGCGGGAACAUCGGGAGCGAGAACGGAACGAGCGACAUGAGCGGCAGGAGCGCGAUCGAUUGGAGCGUUUGGAGCGACGCGACCGCGAGGCCGCGGUAGCAAUGGAAAGGAUGGAACGAUCCGAGCGAAAUCUUCGCUCGUCGGUCGACAGUGUCGCAGCCGAUCUAAGCCGUGUUGCCGCUGCCGGACUAUCGGUUUCGCUGGCCAAUCCAGGUGGAUCUCAGUCGACAAUCGGAUCGUCUGGACGAUGCGAAACCGUUGGUAGCGGUGUAGGUGGUGCGAAUUUGCUGGGCGGAGCGUCGGUGCUCUCGUUGGCCGCAUUAGGACCACAUAAUCUUUCCUCAGGCACCGCAGGAGGAUCGUCGACGGAACCGAUAGGAGGCGGCGGCGGCAGAAGUGGAGCUUCACGAGCUAUCGAUGGAGCGGUCGCCAUUGGCAGUGGAAAUUCCGCGGAAGCGGGCUCAUCAACUGCUGGGCCCAGUGCGGGACCGGAGAUGGACCUUGAAGAUCUGAUCGCGCCUUCCAAGCUGUCCAAGUCGGGUGGUGGUGUGUUGAGUGAAGAGGAUGACCCUCAGAAGCAGAUAAUGUUGUUAAAGCAAAAGCAGAAGCUGCUGCAGCAGGAGCACCUGAAGAAAGUGCACGAAGCGCAAGAAGCGCAACGGCUGAUCGAACAGCAGCGCAUUGCGGCGGUCGAGCAGAAGAAACAGGAGCAGCACCACCACCAUCUGCACGGAAGCAGCACCCCGUUGAAGUUAACGGCGGAUGAUCCUUCGUACCACCAGGCACUGAUGCAGGCGGCAGCCGCUGAGGAAGCAGCGGAAGCGGCCGCACUGCUGCGGCAUCGCGAAUCGAAACGUAGGAGAGAAAAUGAUCUCGCCGAAGAAGAGUCGACGGAAAGGCGAAUAGCCGCUGGUGAUCACCAUCACCAUCAUCACCUUCUCCACCAGGACCUCGGUCGGGGUGAGUCGGGAAACAGGAGUAUACGUGACGAUCUGGCCGCGGUCACCGGCGCUGAUGUGGCGCCACAUCAUCCGGUCACAUCACACCAGGAAUCAGCUGCCCACUCAGAGGGUGAUUCCUUCCACGACAUCGGUCGUGACGAGCUUCACCACCACCAUCAUCAGCAGCAGCACCAUCACGACCUGGCGAUAGACAAGGAAGCGACGGGGGUUGGUGGAGAGUCGGAUCACGAGGGUGGUGGUGGGAUUGGUGCGUGCUCCGAAGAACGGCGGAGAACAUCGCGGCGCCAUCAGUCGUUACACCAGCCGAUGGCGGUAGGACCGGAGGGUGGUGGUGUUUGCGCGGACGAUGAAGCGAUGCGAUCAGAGUCGGAGAAAUCAACACCGGAAUUGUCCGGUGGCGGUGGACACGGACCGGCACGCAAGUCAACACGCUCCAGCACGGACGCGGCCAACUCGAGCGGAUGUGAAUCGAACGGAGGUGGCAGUGGAACCGGUGGAACAUCACUCGCUGCGAUGGCGCAGGUAUCCGCAGGAUCCGGCGGCGGAACACCUUCCGGUGGGCGACGAACGACGCGCAGCAAACGACCACGCAGCGGGGAAGAUUUAGAGUCCAUCGGCGUUCCGGAACGCAAGCGAGAACUGCGGUCAAGUGCAGGGCGCCAGGCAGCGGCCGCCGCUGCCCGUAUGGCGGCCGAAGCGAAGGCAGCUGCCGCCGCCGCCGCUGCCAGCGCUGUGCCGUCCUCGGGUGGAUUCUCCGACAGCAGCACCGGUUCGCUCAAUCUCUCCGCGUCCGGCGGAAAGGAUCAGCAUGACUCGGAUCGGGACGAUCAACCGAUUUGACUAAAAACGAAUAAAUGACGCUUAUAAGCAGUAGGUCAGAAAUAGGAGACGAAUACACCGAUCAUCGAUCAAUCGGAGAUCGUUAGAAUAGGUAGUUUAAGUUGCAGCGUGAGAGACAAAAGUAUGACACUGAUAUUAACGAAUGUCGAAAUCAUAGCAACCAUAGCUGAUGAACUAACCCCUGCCAACAAUCAACACUCUGUGCGUGACUCGGAUGGUGAGCGUUUUUGACUCAGCAACCAGUGAAGAGGCUUUAGAACAGCGUGGACGGCGCGGCACGAGGGAGAGCGUGUAAAGUUUUUUCAACAACAUUCCCGAUCUUCAUGGUGGAUGAAGUGGGUGGGUGGUGUGUCCAAACGUGCGUUUCGGACUUGUACAGAAAGAGUAGGCAAGGAAUCGACACGGGCCUCCAGUGGGGUACGCUCAAAACAAUGACACGCGGUUUUAGUUCGGCAACGGACAACUUGUGGGAAAUUGCUGUCAUUCGAUGACCAUACUUCUUGGUUCGAUCUGGCCCUUGGCUUCCUUCCGCGUGACGUAUAGACGGCACAUUUGGGGUGGUAGCAUGCGACGUCCACGAGGGAAAAGAAAAUUUAUUGCCUCUCCGCUCGACGCAUUAACCUACGGGGUUAAUGAGAUGGAAUGGAAUCACAAACCAAUCGUCACUAAAAAGACGUUACAAAUCAAAAGAAAGGAAAGCCUAGAUACUGUAUAAAUAACAUAGCAACUUACCAACGCGUGUGUGCGCUUUACACUUAGACUCGUCGGUAACCAUAGUAACGGCAUAUUAAACAUGAUAGUGUAACGCGAGUAGUGGCAGGGAAGGAAAUGAGUAGAGUAGGAAUAGUGCAGCACUAAGAGAAAAAGAGAGAGCGCGUGAGCGAGGAGGUUGGUGUGUGACGAAAGUAGCCUACUUUUCACAGCAAAUACGACGUCUCGUGCGCCAACGGAAAAAGAUUGGUAGCUCCUUACGCGGGGUGUGCGUUGUUGAAUCCUGCACCUAUCUUAAACCGACCUUCCGGUUUUGUUUUGCAAAUUAAGAGCCUGGCUGGGGAGGAAGGACCAUUACUGUAUACACACAGGCACACAGCUGGGAACUGGCGGGAUGUAUGUUGGGGGGUGGAGCGCGCUAUGUGUGCGAAUUCCCACGCGCGCUGUUAGUUAUGUAGGGAAAACACAAUUUAAAGGAUAACUAUAACUAUUUAUUUUCGACCUUAUUUUUUGGUUUUUGUUUCUUAGAAAGCAUCUUAUGCAUGUGAGGGCGACGACGCGUAGAACUCUAGUAGCAACGUGGGGAUGGUGUAAAGAGAACUAGGAAAAAAUCGUGGCCAAUGACGUUGGACAGGCAAAAUUCGUAGGCACAUCUUAGCCACCGCCACCAGACCACGAUCUCUGUGGUGUUGUAGAUGUGCGUGUUUGUGUGUGGUGUAGUGUAGCAAGGAUUGGAGGACAGUUAAUUGUGUAUUGCCAUUUAUUUGUACAUACAUUUACAUAUACCUGAGCACUUUUCUUCUUCUUCCUCUGUCUCCUUCACCGUUGGACGCGGAAGGAUUAAAAAGUAACGGAACGUUGAGAGGAAGAGGGGCACGCAUACACAACAAGUUCGACUGUUUUGUUUUUAAAUAGGAGCUACAAAAGAAGAUGGAAGAAGCUGAUCGGCGAGGGAAAGAGAAUGAGUGCGUGAGACAGAAAGAGAGAGAGAGAGAGAGAGAAAGUAGCGAAGAAGCUCCGUUGUGCUGUGUGUGCCGCGGGAUGUAAUGGGGAGACACUGUGAGAGAAAAGGGUGUAGAGAUAAAGUGGGAAGAUAAUAUAAAAAUCUAACAUAUUCAAAUGCAGACAGGAAAUUGUGAAAACACAUAACAAACAACACAACACAACCGCACAAUCAAAUUGAUGUGCAACUUCUGACGAUAGUUUUCUUGCAAACAAACGUAAAUAGUAAAAACCGAAGGAGGAGGGCAUCAUCAGGGCUUUUAGAAGAAGCAACACUGGACAGAAUCCAUGAAGAUAAAAGAGAACCAUUGGAGAAUGGUGAUGCUGUAAUAGAAAUGGUGGUUGUUUGAUUUGAAGCAAGUGAUAAUAAAAAAGAACGAAAA
Messenger RNA from Anopheles bellator, 22229 nucleotides. RefSeq lists its product as uncharacterized. Gene Ontology annotation, cellular component: chromatin; nucleus. The transcript is spliced from 17 exons. Gene Ontology annotation, biological process: regulation of gene expression; chromatin remodeling. The coding region runs from base 1 to 20133 and encodes 6710 amino acids. The record is from RefSeq and is a predicted model, not a curated record. Gene Ontology annotation, molecular function: DNA binding; ATP hydrolysis activity; histone binding. NCBI's taxonomy places the organism in Eukaryota, Metazoa, Arthropoda, Insecta, Diptera, Culicidae.